CCUUCGCUGUCGUCGUCGCAGUUACAGUUUUCUCUUCAUUCGUGGCGGCGGUGUGGUUUUUCUGGUUUUCGUUCGCAGUGCAAAAGUGAGAAAAAAUUCCGAUUGAAAAAUAUUGGCCAUAGGGAAACUGUGGUGAUUCGGUGCGCGAAAUGUCGGACAGUGGAAGCGGCUCGGACAAUGACAGCGUGGUGUCGAAUCGAUCCCGGAAAAGCGGGGGAUCCAAUAGGAGCAGAUCGAUGUCCCGCUCGGCGUCCCGUUCCGUUUCGAGGUCGCGUUCCCGAUCCCGAUCGGGGUCCCGUUCGCGGUCACGCUCGGCGUCUGGAUCCAGGUCCGGUUCGGAUGUGGAACAGGUGCGGGUGAAGAAGAAGCGUAAGAUUUCCGGUGGAUCGGACGAAGAGGAGGCGGAAGAUGAACAGGAACCAGAAGGGGAGGAUUUGGACUCGGAGGAGUACGAAGAUGACGAGGAUGACGAUGACCGACGCGGGGGAAGGAAAAAGAAAAAGAAGGAACGGUUUGGUGGAUUUAUUAUCGAUGAGGCCGAAGUGGAUGACGAGGUGGACGAAGAUGAGGAAUGGGAAGAAGGAGCGCAAGAGAUUGGAAUCGUGGGAAAUGAGGUGGAGGAAUUUGGCCAGACGGCACGGGAAAUCGAAAACAGACGACGUGGGACGAAUCUGUGGGACAACCAGAAGGAGGACGAAAUCGAGGAGUAUCUGAGGAAGAAGUAUGCAGAUGAAUCGAUUGCCCGGAGGCACUUUGGAGAUGGAGGAGAGGAAAUGUCCGAUGAAAUCACUCAGCAAACUUUGCUGCCCGGAAUUAAGGAUCCGAAUUUGUGGAUGGUCAAAUGUCGCAUCGGGGAAGAGAAGGCCACGGUGCUGCUUUUGAUGAGAAAGUUUUUGACCUAUGCCAACACGGAUGAACCGCUGAUGAUUAAAUCCGUCGUUGCUCCGGAAGGGGUCAAAGGAUACGUCUACAUUGAAUCAUACAAGCAAACUCACGUCAAAGCGGCCAUCACCAAUGUGGGAAACCUGAGGAUGGGUAUCUGGAAGCAGGACAUGGUCCCCAUCAAAGAAAUGACCGACAUCCUCAAAGUCGUCAAGGAACAAACCGGUCUCAAGCCGAAGCAAUGGGUUCGAUUGAAGCGAGGCAUCUACAAGGACGACAUCGCCCAGGUGGAUUACGUCGAUCUGGCCCAGAACCAGGUCCAUUUGAAGUUGCUUCCCCGCAUUGACUACACACGAUUGCGGGGAGCUCUCCGGACAACCCAGUCCGAGAACGAUGAAAACAAGCGCAAGAAGAAGCGUCGUCCCCCGGCAAAACCAUUCGACCCGGAAGCAAUCCGAGCCAUUGGCGGUGAGGUCACGUCCGAUGGUGACUUCCUGAUCUUCGAAGGCAACCGAUACUCCCGCAAAGGGUUCCUGUACAAGAACUUCACCAUGUCGGCUAUUCUGGCCGAAGGCGUCAAGCCCACUCUAGCCGAGCUGGAACGAUUUGAAGAACAGCCCGAGGAAAUCAACAUCGAACUGGCCGUUUCGGGCAAGGAAGACCCCGUCGGAACGCACACCUUCUCCAUGGGAGACAACGUUGAAGUUUGCGUGGGUGAUCUGGAGAACCUCCAGGCCAAAAUUAUAGCCAUUGAUGGGGCCCUCAUUACCGUCAUGCCCAAGCACGAAGAUCUGAAAGAUCCUCUCAUCUUCAAAGCCUCGGAGUUGCGGAAAUACUUCAAAACCGGAGACCACGCCAAGGUCCUCGCGGGAAGAUACGAAGGCGAGACGGGUUUGAUCGUACGGGUGGAACCGCAGCGCAUUGUCCUCGUGUCGGAUUUGACCAUGCACGAGCUGGAAGUGCUGCCGAGGGAUUUGCAACUUUGUUCUGAUAUGGCCACCGGCGUCGAUUCGCUUGGCCAGUACCAGUGGGGUGAUUUGGUUCAGCUAGAUCCACAAACCGUGGGCGUUAUUGUUCGACUGGAACGUGAGAAUUUCCACGUUCUUGGAAUGCAUGGGAAAGUGCUGGAGUGUAAGCCAACGGCUCUGCAGAAGCGCAGGGAGAAUCGGAAUACCAUCGCACUGGAUGCGGAUCAGAAUCAAAUCCGCAGGAAGGACAUCGUUAAGGUCAUGGAAGGGCCUCACGCUGGACGGGAUGGCGAAAUCAAGCAUCUCUACCGCAAUCUUGCCUUCUUGUACUCGAGAAUGUACACGGAGAACGGAGGAAUCUUUGUCUGCAAAACCAGGCAUCUUCAGCUGGCCGGUGGCAACAAAUCCCAAGGAAACGUCCUGAUGCCAAUGGGGCAGUUCGGAUUCAUGUCUCCUCGUAUCCACUCGCCAAUGCAUCCUUCCGGAGGCCGUGGAGGUGGACGAGGUGGUGGUCGGGGCGGUCGUGGAGGCGCCCGUGUCAACCGGGAUCGGGAAAUUCUUGGCAAAACCAUCAAGAUCACAGGAGGGCCCUACAAAGGGGCCGUUGGUAUCGUUAAGGACGCCACAGAGAGCACAGCCCGUGUCGAGUUGCAUUCCUCCUGUCAGACGAUCUCGGUGGAUCGGAAUCACAUUACCGUCGUUGGAGCAACCCCGAAGGAAGGCUCCGUCUCGAGCUACAUCCGCACUCCAAGUCGCACACCGGGAAGCAGCUACGGUUCUCAAACCCCGGUCUACUCCGGAUCUAAGACCCCACUUCAUGGCUCGCAAACUCCCUCCUACGAUGUUGGUAAUCGUACUCCGUACGGUUCGAUGACUCCGUCCCACGAUGGAAGCAUGACUCCUCGCCAUGGUGCCUGGGAUCCAGCAGUCACAAACACCCCGGCCCGCUCCAACGACUUCGACUUCAACAUGGAAGAACCAUCCCCCAGCCCCGGCUACAAUCCCAGCACUCCGGGCUAUCAGAUCAACACACCUUUCGCACCGAACACCCCCGGGAACAUGUUCAACGCCGAGAACUACAGCCCAUACCAGCCAAGUCCCAGCCCGAGUCCUUCCCCGUACCAGGUCGGCUACAUGGGAACCCCAUCCCCGAGUGGCUAUUCCCCGGCUACCCCCGGAGCCCCCCAAUCUCCCUACAACCCGCAAACCCCCGGAGCCAGCUUGGACUCGCAGUACAGCGAUUGGUGUACCACGGACAUUGAGGUCAAGAUCCGCAAUCACGACGACUCCCAUCUGGAAGGCCAGAGCGGAUUCAUCAAAACGGUCAACAGCGGCGCCUGUUCAGUGUUCCUCCCUGCUGAAGAUCGCGUCGUUACGGUGCUGAGCAACAAUCUGGAACCGGCCGUUCCCGGACCCGGCGAUCGGUUCAAGGUGAUCUUUGGGGAAGAUCGCGACUCGAUUGGAGACUUCCUGUCGAUGUCCGGCAGCAAGGAAGCGAUGGUGUCGUUCAAUGGCAAGAAGAAGAUCAUGCCGUUGAGCUAUCUCUGCAAGGUGACGAUGGAUUAGACGAUGGAGUACGCAGUUUUGUCGUAGCUUCAGCUUAUUUGAAUAUUGGUGUGACCGUACGCUGUUGGAGCAAAUGAAUGUCGUUCGUUGUAUUGAUUGACUAGCAUUUAAAAAUAAGAUUAUCUCUCACUCACCACCGACGCCGAAGCAAAAGAGGAGGAAAUCGGCCCUAGUAAUUGUCUCUGCAAUGGUCCUUCUUGUAUUUGCUGUAUAGAUUUCAACAUGACCUACAUCGAUCUUGGUGGUCCAGGUUGCGUCCGACUGAAGUAUCUUUCGGCGGAGGAAGGCAUUGCUCUCAACGUUUCCUACGGCGAUAGUGUCCUGCAUAGCCAGCGAGUCAAAGGUCCCGAUCCGGCACCCACCUGCCUGAGCAUGUUUGCCCGUCUGGCUCAAAUGUGCGCCCGCUUUAAGGAGCUGCUUCCCACUGACGACGGUAUGCGGGGUUGCCUUCAGCUGGAACCUAUGCUGCUGGGAGAGGUCCAAAUCGAACUGCCCCUCGGGUGCUUCCGGAUGGGACCUAAAGGUGUGGAGCUUAUCAAAUCAUCGGAGGACGAAAUCCAAGAACAACAGCCAGUAGAAAGCGCCGAGAGCACACCCCUCACUGCCGACGAGAAGAAGGAAGACGACGAACCAGCGAAACCGAUUGCCCCGGCUGCGAAUGUUACUUCACCGCUUUCCCUCCUGGAUAACCUGUCAACGGCGGACAUUUUGGCGGCGGUGAGCGAAUCGACCGACGAGGGCAUCGCCAUGAUCUCCAACUGGCUCGGGUUGGGAAUCAACACCAAACCGGCAGGUGGCGAAAGCGACAGCACAGCAGAGACCAACGAGAAAAACGAAACGAGCGACAGCUCGUAGGGUGUAAUGUGUGAGAGUUGAAUGAUUUCCUUGACCGGUUUAAGUUUGGACUCCUAUCCUCUUAUCCAUUUCGGUUCAAUCCGAACCGGUCACAGCAGAUCUGUAGGUUAUUUUACUAUUUAGGAUGGUGCUAAAGCAUCAUCACCCGUAGCGUAUAGUUCAUCUGCUAGUGAUACGAAGACUAACUUAUAAUAUGACAUUCAUUUGAUCCAACAGCGAACAUUUUAUAAAGACUAUAAAGUUUAAAUCCA
Aedes aegypti (yellow fever mosquito) is the source of this 4522-nucleotide messenger RNA. RefSeq names its product transcription elongation factor SPT5 (gene Spt5). Gene Ontology annotation, biological process: regulation of DNA-templated transcription elongation; regulation of transcription by RNA polymerase II; transcription elongation-coupled chromatin remodeling. The coding region runs from base 150 to 3416 and encodes 1088 amino acids. The transcript is spliced from 4 exons. The record is from RefSeq and is a predicted model, not a curated record. Gene Ontology annotation, cellular component: DSIF complex. NCBI's taxonomy places the organism in Eukaryota, Metazoa, Arthropoda, Insecta, Diptera, Culicidae. Gene Ontology annotation, molecular function: protein binding; mRNA binding.